Messenger RNA from Laccaria bicolor S238N-H82, 3474 nucleotides. RefSeq lists its product as uncharacterized. Lineage: Eukaryota; Fungi; Basidiomycota; Agaricomycetes; Agaricales; Hydnangiaceae. Gene Ontology annotation, molecular function: ATP citrate synthase activity. Gene Ontology annotation, biological process: tricarboxylic acid cycle; citrate metabolic process; acetyl-CoA biosynthetic process. The record is from RefSeq and is a predicted model, not a curated record. Gene Ontology annotation, cellular component: cytosol. The transcript is spliced from 9 exons. The coding region runs from base 1 to 3474 and encodes 1157 amino acids.
AUGUCCUCCAAAGCCAUCCGUGAAUACGACGCCAAACUCCUCCUCGCAUACUGGCUCGAGCGUGCACCUCCCAUCGCGCCCCAUGCCCAAGUCAAAACCAAAUUCGUCUACCCCACCGCCAAAGUAGCUCAGAUCGCAUGGGACCCCGCGACGGACAGCAUCACGCCCGACACGCAACUCCCUUCUUGGGUCUUCACAUCCAAACUCGUAGCAAAGCCUGAUCAGCUCAUCAAGCGCAGGGGAAAGGCGGGCUUGCUCGCUCUUAACAAGACCUGGGACGAGGCGAAGCCAUGGAUCGCGCAGAGGGCCGGAAAACCACAAAAAGUCGAAUCCAUCACAGGAACCCUCAACAACUUUAUCGUAGAGCCUUUCCUUCCCCACCCCUCCCACACCGAAUACUACGUCUGCAUCACAUCAGGCCGUGAAGGCGACUCCAUCCUCUUCACCCACGAAGGCGGCGUAGACAUCGGCGACGUCGACGCAAAAGCCCUCGUUCUCAACCUUCCCGUCAUCCAGCCGUUCCCUACACGCGACGUCAUCGCGUCCACCCUCCUAACCCACGUCCCAGCAGAGAAAAAGGAUACCCUCGUUGAUUUCCUCAUUCGCUUGUAUAGCGUUUACGUUGAUCUGCACUUUGCGUACCUCGAGAUCAAUCCCCUCGUUGUCCUUGACGCGAAGGAUGGGGGAGAGCCAGAGGUGGCGUACCUUGAUAUGGCGGCCAAGCUCGAUCAGACGGCCGAGAGCAUUUGUGGACCCAAGUGGGCUAUUGCUCGUGAUUUGUCGGUUUAUAACCAGACGGCGACUACCUCGACGACGGGUGGAAAGGUCUCUGCUGAUCGUGGUCCUCCCAUGGUCUGGCCUGCUCCUUUCGGUCGUGACCUCACCAAAGAGGAAGCAUACAUCCAGAAACUGGACGGUUCGACCGGUGCUUCGCUCAAACUUACCGUGUUGAACGCAGAAGGCCGCAUCUGGACUAUGGUGGCGGGUGGUGGUGCCAGCGUCGUGUAUUCCGAUGCCAUCGCGGCCCACGGGUUCGCUCACGAGCUUGCCAAUUACGGAGAGUAUUCUGGUGCUCCUACAGAGGGACAGACGUACGAAUACGCGAAGACUAUCAUCGACCUCAUCACUCGUGGGACUCCUCACCCAGAGGGCAAGAUUCUCAUCAUCGGUGGUGGUAUUGCCAACUUUACCAACGUCGCUGCCACCUUCAAAGGCAUCAUCCGUGCCCUCAAAGAGUACAAGAGUCAGCUGAUCGCUCACUCCGUCAAGAUAUUUGUUCGUCGUGGUGGACCGAACUACCAGGAAGGUCUAAAGGCCAUGCGUCUGCUCGGCGAGAGCCUGGGCGUCCCCAUCCGCGUCUUUGGGCCGGACACACACGUCACGGAGAUCGUGCCCCUCGCUUUGGGGAUUGACAUCAACAAGUCCAAGACUUCCUCCAACGUUGGCGUUGAUGGCCUUCAUUCCGUUCAGCCCGAUACACCACCUGCACGGGUUGCCCCCGUCGCAGACAGCACCGAUGCCGUUGGGUCUAUCCACCCUGACGGCGAGCGUACGCAGAUCGCGGACCAUAUCGUACAUUUCGAGACGAAGAGCACGAGUACCGCACGGCCUUCGUACAGGCCUUUCGACGCCAACACCCGUUCGUUCGUGUAUGGUCUCCAACCACGUGCCAUCCAAGGCAUGCUGGACUUUGACUACUCGUGCGGGAGGCAGACACCCUCAGUCGCAGCUAUGAUCUACCCCUUUGGCGGCCACCAUAUCCAAAAGUUUUAUUGGGGGACAAAGGAGACGUUGUUGCCUGUAUACACCGGGUUCACCGAGGCGAUCGCGAAACACCCUGAUGUGGAUGUUGUUGUGAAUUUUGCGAGUUCGAGGAGUGUGUAUUCGAGUACGUUGGAGUGUUUGGAGUUUGAGCAGAUCAAGGCUAUUGCGUUGAUUGCGGAGGGUGUUCCGGAGCGGCAUGCGCGUGAGAUACUUUGGAAGGCGAAGGGGAGGGGGGUGUUGAUUGUUGGCCCUGCGACUGUUGGUGGGAUUAAGCCUGGGUGUUUUAGGAUUGGGAAUUCGGGAGGGAUGAUGGAUAAUAUCAUUGCGUCCAAGCUUUACCGCGCCGGUUCGGUGGGAUACGUGUCUAAAUCUGGAGGCAUGUCGAAUGAAUUGAAUAAUAUCCUUUCGCUGGUCACCAACGGUACCUACGAGGGUAUCGCCAUCGGCGGCGACCGAUACCCCGGUUCUACAUUCAUUGACCACCUCCUCCGAUACGAACAAGACCCCGACUGCAAGAUGCUCGUUCUCCUAGGCGAAGUUGGGGGUAUCGAAGAAUACCGCGUCAUUGACGCCGUUAAAGCUGGAAUCAUCAAGAAACCGAUCGUGGCGUGGGCUAUUGGGACCUGUGCGAAGAUGUUCACUACCGAAGUCCAGUUCGGGCACGCGGGGAGCAUGGCGAAUAGUGAGCUUGAGACGGCUGACGCGAAGAAUAGGGCUAUGCGCGCUGCUGGAUUCGUUGUCCCCGAAACGUUCGAACAGCUGCCUACCGUACUUAAAGAAACCUAUGAAGGGUUGGUGAGGAGUGGUACGAUAAAGCCUAGUGGGGAAGUUGAGCCGCCUGUUAUUCCUAUGGAUUAUAAAUGGGCGCAGGAGUUGGGUUUGAUAAGGAAGCCUGCGGCGUUCAUAUCGACUAUUUCGGAUGAGAGGGGGCAGGAGUUGUUGUAUGCUGGGAUGAGGAUAUCGGAUGUGUUCAAGGAGGAUAUUGGGUUGGGGGGUGUUGUUAGUCUUUUGUGGUUUAAGAGACGUCUCCCACCCUGGGCCACCAAAUUCAUCGAAAUGGUGCUCAUGCUCACAGCCGACCACGGCCCUGCCGUUUCUGGCGCCAUGAACACCAUCGUCGCUUCUCGCGCGGGCAAGGACCUUAUCUCGUCUUUGGCCUCUGGGCUCUUGACCAUCGGAAGUCGCUUUGGAGGUGCGCUUGAUGAGGCUGCUUCGAUGUUUUCGAAUGCGAGGGAUACGGGGUUGACGCCUAGGGAGUUUGUUGAUAAUUCGCGCAAGGCGAAUAAACUCAUUAGCGGUAUUGGACACAAGAUCAAGAGUGUGAAUAACCCUGAUCUUCGUGUCGAGUUGGUGAAGGAGUAUGUACACAAGAACUUCCCUAGCCAUACUCUCCUUGAUUAUGCGCUUGCUGUUGAGAAGGUUACUACGGCCAAGAAGGAUACUCUCAUCCUAAACGUCGACGGCUGCAUCGCCGUAAGCUUUGUCGAUCUCCUCCGGGACAGCGGCGCUUUCACCCCCGAAGAGGCGGACGAGUACAUCAAGAUUGGGACGCUGAACGGGCUGUUCGUCCUUGGAAGGAGCAUUGGGUUCAUUGGUCAUCAUCUUGAUCAGAAGAGGCUCCGCGCGCCGCUGUAUCGUCAUCCUGCGGAUGAUAUCUUCAUUAAUAUGGCGGAGGUUUCGCAGCCUAGGGUUUUGGGGAGGAUGCAGUGA